Magnusiomyces paraingens is the source of this 1101-nucleotide messenger RNA. RefSeq lists its product as uncharacterized. Gene Ontology annotation, biological process: Arp2/3 complex-mediated actin nucleation. The coding region runs from base 1 to 1101 and encodes 366 amino acids. The transcript has a single exon. Gene Ontology annotation, molecular function: actin filament binding. Lineage: Eukaryota; Fungi; Ascomycota; Dipodascomycetes; Dipodascales; Dipodascaceae. The record is from RefSeq and is a predicted model, not a curated record. Gene Ontology annotation, cellular component: actin cytoskeleton; Arp2/3 protein complex.
AUGUCUCCCCACAAGUCAUUUUCUCUCGGACAUACCCCAAUUGCUGAUCAUUCCUUCUCAGAGGACCGAUCUCUUUUGGCUGUUGCCCGUGACUCAAACAUUGAGCUUUACUACACCGAUGGCAAGCAAUACGAGCUCGGUAACACACUCACAGACCAUGACAAGACCGUUACUUCUGUUGAUAUUGCGCCCAGCGGCCGUCUCGUCACCUGCUCUCAGGAUCGAAACGCCCUUGUUUGGGAGCCCCAGCUAGACGGUUCUUGGAAACCCACCCUUGUUCUGCUCCGUAUAAACCGCGCCGCCACUUUUGUGCGUUGGUCUCCUGACGAGAAGAAAUUUGCCGUUGGUUCAGGUGCGCGUGUCAUUGCCAUCUGCCACUUUGAACAAGAAAACGACUGGUGGAUUUCUAAGCACAUCAAAAAGCCCAUUCGCUCUACUAUUCUCUCCGUCGCGUGGCACCCCAACUCGGUCCUCCUUGCAGCCGGUUCUACCGACGGCCACGCUCGUGUCUUUUCCAGUUUCAUCAAGGGCGUUGAUGCCCGCCCGGAACCAACAAACUGGGGUGACCGUCUUCCCUUUCAAACUCUUUGCGGUGACUUUGUUAGCGAAAGCGGCGGCUGGGUCCACGAUGUGGCUUUCUCUCCCUCUGGUGAUGCUUUGGCCUUUGCCACCCAUGACUCAAGCAUUGUUGUUGCAUACCCUGGUGGUCCUGAACAACCUCCUCGUGCUGUUGUUUCGGUCUCUACCUCUCUUCUCCCUCUCCGCUCACUCAUUUGGACCAAUGAAAACCAGGUUGUUGCGGCCGGCCACGACUUCCACCCAGUGAUCUUUCAGGGUGAUGAGCGCGGCUGGAAGCUCACUACGUCCAUUGAUGACCCGGCAAAGGCCAACAAGACGGAGGCUAAGGAAUCAACUGCCCUCAAUAUGUUCCGUCAGCUUGACCUUAAGGGUGCCGUCGACCCUAGCUCCGGCACCUCGGGUAUUCAUACCAUUCACCAAAACACCAUUACUAGAAUCCGGCCUUAUGAGACGAAGAAUGGCCAAGUCACCAAGAUUUCUUCUACCGGAAAUGAUGGCAAGAUUGUCAUUUACCAACUUUAG